AUGCAGAAAAUAGCUAGGUUCAACCCUUCAAAGUUCUUUGAUCUUGAAAAUACAAUUUCCGUUUUUAAAUACGGCUCCACUAUACGUUCUACUUCCGCAUUUAAUACAAGAAUACACGACUUUAUUGUAGUUAUUGAUGAAGGUUUGGAAAAAGCUGUAAGGUGGCACCAGAAAAUGAUGAUGAAUUAUCCAUGGCAUUAUUCUAAGAUUUCUCUCUUGGGGCCUAAAUACAUAUCGAAAUUUCAGAGAUACUCAAAACUCUGCCCGAUAUUUUACAACUCAUGUAUUAUGACGAAUGAAAAUAAGGCAAGUUUAAUUUAA
This is a messenger RNA of Cryptosporidium ubiquitum, 321 nucleotides long. RefSeq lists its product as uncharacterized. Gene Ontology annotation, molecular function: phosphatidate cytidylyltransferase activity. The coding region runs from base 1 to 321 and encodes 106 amino acids. Gene Ontology annotation, biological process: cardiolipin biosynthetic process. The transcript has 2 exons. Lineage: Eukaryota; Apicomplexa; Conoidasida; Eucoccidiorida; Cryptosporidiidae. The record is from RefSeq and is a predicted model, not a curated record.